Messenger RNA from Mandrillus leucophaeus (drill), 684 nucleotides. It is a transcript of the gene PRSS57, whose product is annotated as protease, serine, 57. The transcript has 5 exons. The coding region runs from base 1 to 684 and encodes 227 amino acids. Gene Ontology annotation, molecular function: serine-type endopeptidase activity. Gene Ontology annotation, biological process: proteolysis. The record is from RefSeq and is a predicted model, not a curated record. NCBI's taxonomy places the organism in Eukaryota, Metazoa, Chordata, Mammalia, Primates, Cercopithecidae.
AUGGGGCCUGGGUCGGGGGCCUGGGGACGUCCGCUGCUGACCGUGGCCACUGCCCUGAUGCUGCCCAUGAAGCCCCUCGGCUCCUGGGGGGCCCAGAUCAUCGGCGGCCACGAGGUGACCCCCCACUCCAGGCCCUACAUGGUAUCCGUGCGCUUUGGGGGCCAGCACCACUGUGGAGGCUUCCUGCUGCGAGCCCGCUGGGUGAUCUCGGCCGCCCACUGCUUCAGCCAAAGGAGCAGGGGUGGGGAGGGAGCCUGGUGGCCUGAACUCAUGCUUUCCCUGCAGCUGAACGGCUCUGCUGUCCUGGGCCCUGCAGUGGGGCUGCUGAGGCUGCCAGGGAGACGGGCCGGGCCCCCCACAGCCGGGACACGGUGCCGGGUCGCUGGCUGGGGCUUCGUGUCUGACUUUGAGGAUCUGCCGCCUGGACUGAUGGAGGCCGAGGUCCGAGUGCUGGACCUGGACGUCUGCAACAGCUCCUGGAAGGGCCACCUGAGCCAUACGAUGCUCUGCACCCGCAGUGGGGACAGGCACAGGCGAGGCUUCUGCUCGGCCGACUCCGGGGGGCCCCUGGUGUGCAGGAACCGGGCUCACGGCCUCGUGUCCUUCUCCGGCCUCUGGACAGUGGCAGCCUUCUUGGCCUUCAUGAAGGGCCUGGCUUGCUGGACUGAGGUCACAGUGUUCUGA